This is a messenger RNA of Vicia villosa (hairy vetch), 1453 nucleotides long. RefSeq names its product protein NDR1-like. Gene Ontology annotation, biological process: defense response to other organism. The coding region runs from base 202 to 777 and encodes 191 amino acids. The record is from RefSeq and is a predicted model, not a curated record. NCBI's taxonomy places the organism in Eukaryota, Viridiplantae, Streptophyta, Magnoliopsida, Fabales, Fabaceae. The transcript has a single exon.
GCUCAAGAAAUGCAUAUAUUCUUUUCCCUUGAUACUUUGCUAACUCAUUUAACCUCUUUGAUGCUUAUAUUCCUAGUUAACCAUAUACAAACUCAAACUGUUAACCUUUUCCCACCUUUAAACUUAAAAGCUUGCUGCUACACCAUCCACCAUUUACUGAUAGCUUAAACUUAUUCUCAGUUGUCAUACAAUUUUUGUUAAAUGGCAUGUGAAGAUGGGAAGGGUUGCUAUAUAUGGUUGUUGCAAGUUAUAUGCCUCCUAGGCCUUCUUGUUCUUGGCCUAUGGUUAUCCUUACGACCGAAUAACCCCUCCUUCUCCAUCAUGUUAGUCUCCAUAGAUCGUCUAUCGGAUCAAAAUGACACAAUCUUUUAUACCCUUGAAAUCAAUAACCCAAACAAAGACUCCAGCAUUUACUAUGAUGACAUAAUAUUGAGUUUCCUAUUCGGGCAACAAGAGGACAAAGUGGGAGAGACAACCAUAGGCUCAUUUCAUCAAGGAACCAGCAAGAACCGCAUUGUAUCCGGCAUUGUUAAUGGCAAACCUGGACCAUUCAAACCUCUCUUCAAGGCCAUAUCAAAUGCAACCGCGGAGCUGAAGGUUUCCCUGGCGACAAGAUAUCGAUGCAAGACAUGGGGAAUCAAGAGCAAGUUUCAUAGAUUACACUUGAAUGGUAUUCUGCCAAUUGAUUCUGAUGGUAAGCUUUCACGUAAGAAGAAGAAAUACCCGCUUACUAGUAAUUCCAAAAAAUUAGGGAGGUCCAAAGUAAAGAAGCACUGAUCUCAUCUCCUUCAUUGUGUUUUGGUUGGCCUUUUCUUUUUCACUUCUGUAUCCAUUUUUUUCCCUCAUCUCCUUCAUUGUGUUUUGGUUGGCUUUUUCUCCCUCUCUUCUAUAUCCGUAUUUAUUUUUUCUGGUAGCCUUUUUGUUCUUCUCUUCUAUAUCCAUCAUUUUUUUCUCGUUUUAUCAGUGAGGAUUUUUUUUUUUGCUAUUGGUUUGGUUCAUGGUAGUUUCUUCCAUCUAAUAGAACAGUUUUUCUUGCAUGUAGUAUGUGUAAACCAGAUAUGCUAGAUAUGCAGACAUUAAAGAAUUCAAGUAUUUUGUGCUUUUCUUUGCUUCCUUGCUAACGAGUAAAGUAGUGUUCAUGUAAUGAUGUGCUUAAUAAAACUAAAGUUUAGCAAAAAAACAGUUCAAAAGAUUUUGAAUUAAGUUUUGAGUUUAUGUUAAUCCUUUACACGGUGAUAGAAAAUCUGUUGGAAGUUAUAUUUCCAAAUAUGCUUCGUGAAUCAGCCAGUCGUACAUUAAGAACUUGAUCUUUUCACCAAACAAACAUUUAUAUAUAAAAUUAAGAGCACGUACAACAAGCUAUCUACUGAGACAAUUCUAACAACCAAACUUGAUUGAGAAUUUUGUUUACUUAAAUUCAAAAUUAAGAGCGCAUUUUAAGUUUUAACCUUUA